This is a messenger RNA of Aspergillus welwitschiae, 469 nucleotides long. RefSeq lists its product as uncharacterized. The coding region runs from base 82 to 345 and encodes 87 amino acids. The transcript has a single exon. Lineage: Eukaryota; Fungi; Ascomycota; Eurotiomycetes; Eurotiales; Aspergillaceae. The record is from RefSeq and is a predicted model, not a curated record.
GAGCGACGGACGGGACGAACUGUAGCACACUUGCCCCUGGCGAGCACACUGGGUAACUGUUGUCGUCAGACAGUUAGGACGAUGGAUUUCUACCUUCUCGUGGUGUCCGGUGUCAGUACCCUCUCGCUGCGUGGAGGGGAAGCCAAAAAAAUCCAGGUGGUGCGGGCAGGGCCGAGCCGCAGAGUUUUCCGUGGUAGCCGAGCCCGCCCAACCCACGAAAAUCAGAGGAAAAGGGUUAUGAAAACCAUCCGACGACUGUUCACUCGAUUCGUACUCGAGACCGACACUGGACUUGCUUUUCCAGCGGACGUGGUAUCGCCUAAACAGGAGACAGGACACCUCUGAGCUUGAACGCUCUCUGAGAUUGCGACACGCCCAGCAGAAGUCUUGAGAACAUAAUUUGAAUAUGCGUGGAGCGGCGAGGAGACUAGAACCAGUCAAGCAGUGGACAACGCGAGUCUGGAGAAUG